UUUCCCUAUCGACCUUUGGAUGCCAGCAAGUCAGAAAUCCGAAUCAUUAAUUUGAAGCCAGGCACGGCAUUAUCUCCCUUACAAUGCGCUUUGCAGCAUGUUCCCACCGCCAACAAGUCUCGAGCAUCGUACAAAGCGUUAUCUUACACGUGGGGAGCCCCAGAGCCAACAAAGAUACUGUUACUUGAUGGUAUUCAAAUCCAGGUUCGCGAGAAUCUCUGGCAAGCUUUGUACCACAUUCGCCAACAGAAUGCCACCCUCCAACUCUGGGUCGACGCACUUUGUAUCAACCAAGAAGAUAUACCCGAGAGAAACGAGCAAGUGUCUAGAAUGGGAACGCUAUACAACCAAGCAGAAGAGGUGAUUGUGUGGCUGGGCCCGGAGAAGGAUGGAAGCGAUGUUGCAAUCUCAUUCAUCAGACACAGCGUAACGCCUCGCUCCCGUGCUUUAGCAUUGGAUCUAUCUUCGGAUCUGCCCUCCUCCAUCGAAUUACGCCCUAUUGUAGAUCUCCUGAGCCGAGAGUACUGGAGGAGAGUUUGGAUUGUUCAAGAGGUGUUCAGAGCCCGC
Hyaloscypha bicolor E is the source of this 567-nucleotide messenger RNA. Its product is annotated as HET-domain-containing protein. The annotation marks the transcript as partial. Lineage: Eukaryota; Fungi; Ascomycota; Leotiomycetes; Helotiales; Hyaloscyphaceae. The record is from RefSeq and is a predicted model, not a curated record. The transcript has a single exon.